AUGCCUAACGCUAGCACUAGUGAGGCUAAGGAUCAACCAUCAGAAUACGAAAGCAUUGACUUCUUAUUAAAGUGUAGUGACACAUGGCAAAGUCGGAGGAGUGAGAAUAAGAAGUCUCUUAAGGAAAGCCAAGGAAUAGUACUGUACAGAAAAACUCUAAACCUAGCAGAAGUCAUAAAGAUAAGUGAACAAAAGAAAGAUCCAGAUAUAAAUGACUUACGCAGUAAAGUAACACAAGGAGAUGAAACAGAAUACAUGUUAGAUUCUGAUGUUUUAUGUAGAAAAGUUAAGGACAGUAGGACUUUACAAAUAGUCAUACCAGUUAAACUAAGAAUAAAAGUCAUGAAAACAUAUCAUGACACACCUUUUGCAGCACACUUAGCUUUUGCUAAAACAUAUAGUAGAAUAAGCAGGAGAUUCUUUUGGUUAAAUAUGCGAAAAGACAUUAAAGAGUACUGCGAGUCCUGUCUAGAAUGCCAGGGACAAAAAAGUAGCCCCCAUUUAAGAAACACUCCCUUACAAAGAAUGCCGACUUUAACUACACCUUUUCAGCUAGUUGCUAUGGGCAUAUUAGGCCCCUUGCCUACAUCCUAUGCAGGAAACAAAUAA
This is a messenger RNA of Limulus polyphemus (Atlantic horseshoe crab), 609 nucleotides long. RefSeq names its product protein NYNRIN-like. Lineage: Eukaryota; Metazoa; Arthropoda; Merostomata; Xiphosura; Limulidae. Bases 1 to 609 code for a protein of 202 amino acids. The record is from RefSeq and is a predicted model, not a curated record. The transcript has 2 exons.